Octopus bimaculoides (California two-spot octopus) is the source of this 2274-nucleotide messenger RNA. RefSeq lists its product as uncharacterized. NCBI's taxonomy places the organism in Eukaryota, Metazoa, Mollusca, Cephalopoda, Octopoda, Octopodidae. The record is from RefSeq and is a predicted model, not a curated record.
CAAUUUGAUAUUUUUACAUUACAGAGUAAACGUCGUCGGUGCAAUCAGGGGAAAUCAAGAACACCAGAAUUUACCAAAUUAACCACUAAGAAGAUAAAUGUAAAAUCUGAAGAUCAACAAAUUGUGUCAAAGACAAAAUCACACAAAGAUCCUGGUAAAAUUUCAGAAUCUGUUUCAGCAGAACUAGUUACUCCAAGAACCCUUCGCAAAAAAGCAUGUUUAAUGAUGAAAGAGACAUUUAAUAUGAUAAAAAAUGUUGAAAAUGAUGAUAACACCAAUAAAUCUGAACAUAUAUGUGAAGCAACUCGCUCAGAAGUGAAAUGUAAAGAAUUUGUCAAGGAUACAUUAAUUCAAAAGACAAGAGCCUCUAAUUUGGCUAAUAUAGAUAGUCUUCAAACUAAAGAAAAACUAUCAGAAAAGUUUACCUCAAGACGAUCAACACGUCAGUCAGCUAGAUUUGCUUCAGUAGGCAUUUCCACAGUUUUUAAAAAUCCACUAAAGGUUCAUAUGCAAGAACCCAUGGCUUCAAUUGAUGAUGUGAAAAAUGUUGAUGCAGUUCUAAAUUCUGAAGCUGCACAAACAGAGAAUGAUGUAUCAACUGAAGUGAAAUCUAAGCAAGAAACAAAUAUCCUUUGUUUGGUGGAAAAAUUUCAAGAUUCAGACAUUACUAAAGUUGAUAAUCUUCAAAGUGAUCAAACCACACCUGAAGAGAAAGAUAACAAAAAUCAGUCAACUCGAAAAUCAGCUAUAAAAGCUUUAGAAAGUAUAAAUAACUUCCUAAGAAGUCCAGGGAAAAUGGGUACUAAACGGCAAUGUCUAAACAGUACUCAAGUAGCACAAAAUGAUAGUAAUGAGGCUGUACCAGAAAAUAAAACUCAGGCUGUUGAAAUGGAACUAAAACCAGAUACAGAGACUAUUCCUUCAGUUCAAAAAGUUCAAGAUUCUGGGGAAACUGAUAUUAAUAAACUCCAAAUUGAAGAUGAUUCAUCAAAAGAGAUUGGCACUCCAAGACGGUUAACUCGAAAAUCAGUUAUUAAUGCUUCAGAAAAUAUUAUCAUCACUGCUAGUGUCCCUGUAAUGAGCCCAAGAAAGACAAGGGCUACAAUGAAGAGCUCGGUAAAGGCUCGUGUUUCUGUGUCCUCAGGUAAGGCUGGUGCUGCUUUGGAGAGUCCAGAGAAGGCUAGCAUUCCCUUGAAGAGCCCAAAGAAGGCUAGUACUGACUUGAAGAGCCUGGGGAGAGCUAGUGCUCUAGUUAAAAUCCCAGGAAAGAGUAGUACUCUCUUGAGCCUAGAAGAAGCUUGCAAUCCUGUAGAGAGUCCACAAGAGGCUAAUAUACCUGUGGAGAGCCUGGAAGUAACCACUGCUCUUGUUGGGACUCUGGAAGCGAUUACUGCUCUUGCUGGGAGUCCGGAAGCGACUACUGCUCCUGUGGAAAGUCCGGAAGCGACCGGUGCUCCUGUGGGGAGUCCAGAAACAACCGGUGCUCCUGUGGGGAAUCCGGAAGCGACCAGUGCUCCUGUGGGGAGUCCGGAAGUGACCGAUGCUCCUGUGGGGAAUCCGGAAGUCACUGGUACUCCUGUGGAGAGUCUGGAAGCGACCGGUGCUCCUGUGGAGAGUCUGGAAGCGACCGGUGCUCCUGUGGAGAGUCUGGAAGCGACCGGUGCUCCUGUGGAGAGUCUGGAAGCGACCGGUGCUCCUGUGGAGAGUCUGGAAGCGACCGGUGCUCCUGUGGAGAGUCUGGAAGCGACCGGUGCUCCUGUGGAGAGUCUGGAAGUGACAGGUGUUCCUGUAGAGAGUCCGGAAGCGACCGGUGCUCCUGUGCAGAGUCUGGAAGUGACCGGUGCUUUUGUAGAGAACUCAGCAAGGGCUAAUACAAAAUUGUCUAAAGUUAUUGAACCUUUCAGUAAUAAAAAAUGUGUUUCAGUUUUAGAUUCUGAAGAAAUAAAAAAUUCAGGUCUUGGGAAAUCAACAGAAAAUGCUAAUCAGUUUAUGUCGCAGUCAGCAGGAGAGGAAAACAAUACAUCUGCGCAAUCAAUCAGUAAAGCAGAUAUUAGUAAACCGGAGAAUAGAGAAGAUACUGGAAAUAAAAUGGUCCAAGAAUCUGCUCUUGAAACUAUGCAAUUGAAUUUGAAGCCUUUACAAACAGUAAGUUUUGGGAAUGCAGAUGAAUCUAAAGGUAAGAAAUGCCUUACUUUAAGGAUUAACCUUUAUAUUGAACUAGCAGAGAUACCUGGCAUUGCCUGUGUUAAAUGCAAUUGAAGAAUGAGACUUUUC